GCUCCUGCCUUCUCGCCCGCCCCCCAAAUUCACCUCGCCACCCUCCUCCACCUCGUCGGCGCGGGCGGGCAGCCAAACUCGGGGGCCACUGCAUCGCGCUCCUGCCGCGUGCCGUGCAUCCAUCCCUCGCCCUCAUCUCCCGCGCGCAUUCCACGCCUCUCCUGUGCCGCCACCCAGAGCCCCUCCUCGCCGCGCGCCUCCCCCUCCGCCUCUCCGGCUCCCGCAUCCUCCUCUCCCUCCGCGGAAGCAAGCCACCUCGACUUCUUCUCUCGCACGCAGUCAUUGCCCGACUCCUUGUCCACUCCAUUACUGGUUCUGGAGGUGGAGAUCUGCCUGGACUUGCAUUUUCUUCCUUUGUCCGGUUCAUGUUUCAUCAUAAGGGAUGAACAGCAGUCGACAAAUGGAACUCCACUACAUAAACACUGGAUUUCCGUACACUGUUACCGAGAGCUUCAUGGAUUUCUUUGAAGGUCUCACCUAUGCUCAUGCUGACUUUGCUCUUACGGAUGGCUUUCAGGAUCAGGGUAAUCCAUACUGGGCAAUGAUGCAUACGAAUUCGUACAAGUAUGGAUAUUCUGCUCCUGGGAACUAUUACAGUUACGCCCAUGUCUAUGACAUAGAUGAUUACAUGCAUAGAGCAGAUGGUGGGCGCAGAAUAUGGGAUAACACUACACCUGUAAACAAUGUGGACUCUGCCAAUGUUGUACUGCAGGGUGGUGAAGCUUCCCGUACAACUGCAAAUUCUACUACCGAGGAAUGCAUCCAACAGGCACAUCAAAGUCCGGGUAGUCCUCAGGUUGUUUGGCAAGAUAACAUUGACCCUGACAAUAUGACAUAUGAGGAGUUGUUGGAUUUGGGUGAGGCAGUUGGAACCCAGAGCCGUGGUCUCUCCCAAGAACGCAUUUCAUUGCUUCCUGUCACAAAGUACAAAUGUGGUUUCUUUUCAAGGAAGAAAACACGCCGUGAAAGGUGUGUGAUUUGCCAAAUGGAGUACAGGAGAGGAAAUUUGCAGAUGACGCUUCCCUGCAAGCAUGUAUACCAUGCCAGCUGCGUGACAAGAUGGCUUAGCAUAAACAAGGUAUGCCCUGUUUGCUUCGCUGAAGUUCCUGGUGAGGAACCCAAGAGGCAAUGAGUUAUUGCUUAUGUGGCCUCCACGAAGGUGUCGCGCUCCAAAGCUGAGCCCACUGCCCCCUAUGGAUGCAUGAUUUCUGCUUGAAGCCAUCAUGUUGUCCCCUCCUUAGAAUUGUGUAUUAGCAUCAUAUUACCAAAUAUAGGUUAUAAUCAGAUGUAGUUGCUACCGAGAGGUUUGCUGUAGGCUGCUGUAGAGUUCCGACUAUGAACUAAGACCACCUGCUAGACGAAAGCAUGCUCGAUCACUUCGAUAUGUUUUUGUUCAUUGCAAUGAGCAUGUUCUAGUUUGUGUUACUUGCAAUAUGAUUAAGAUUUUGCGGACAGAGAAAAAAAUGAUUUGUUACAUGAUGCUUCUGCCU
Messenger RNA from Panicum hallii, 1490 nucleotides. RefSeq names its product E3 ubiquitin-protein ligase BIG BROTHER. Gene Ontology annotation, biological process: protein ubiquitination; negative regulation of organ growth. The transcript is spliced from 8 exons. Gene Ontology annotation, molecular function: ubiquitin conjugating enzyme binding; ubiquitin-protein transferase activity. The coding region runs from base 383 to 1132 and encodes 249 amino acids. The record is from RefSeq and is a predicted model, not a curated record. NCBI's taxonomy places the organism in Eukaryota, Viridiplantae, Streptophyta, Magnoliopsida, Poales, Poaceae.